AUGGACUCCCAAGGCAAUGAGUCAUCCAUGCCCUUCGACUCUCAGUUGGAUACAUGUGUCCUCAUCACUUCCUACAGCAGCCUGGACAUCUCCGGCGUCAUGCUUAGCACCAAAAACUCCCGGCUGCCCCUAUUCCUGUUUGAGCAACUCGACCACGUCGUUCCAAAUCUCGCCGUCGAGGACAGGGAGAGAUUUGUACCCAUGCUGCUCUCCACAGCCCAGAUCCCAAUGGAUCUUGGCACGAUUGUACAACUCAACGAUAGACCCCAAGGACGUUAG
This is a messenger RNA of Colletotrichum higginsianum IMI 349063, 279 nucleotides long. RefSeq lists its product as uncharacterized. The transcript has a single exon. The record is from RefSeq and is a predicted model, not a curated record. The coding region runs from base 1 to 279 and encodes 92 amino acids. NCBI's taxonomy places the organism in Eukaryota, Fungi, Ascomycota, Sordariomycetes, Glomerellales, Glomerellaceae.